Leptopilina heterotoma is the source of this 1084-nucleotide messenger RNA. RefSeq lists its product as uncharacterized. Bases 731 to 1084 code for a protein of 117 amino acids. NCBI's taxonomy places the organism in Eukaryota, Metazoa, Arthropoda, Insecta, Hymenoptera, Figitidae. The transcript is spliced from 3 exons. The record is from RefSeq and is a predicted model, not a curated record.
GAUAGUUCGCGAAUCCGGCGAAAGGGAUUUUUAAGGGCUGGUAGGCUCCCAACCCUUAACUAAUAAGGAUCGCUGACAGUAAUAAUCAAUUUACCGUUACCACCUUUUUCCCCUCUCUCUCUAUAUAUAUACAUAUAUGUGUCUUAAGUGUAUUUUCUUUCAAAAUUUAAUUUAAAAAAUUAAUUUUCCCUAAUUUUUAAAAUUUCAAAAUUAGAAAUUAAAAUUUUUUUUUUUGAAAACUGUCGACCGCGUGGAAAGCUGGCGUUAAACAAACGUUGGCACUUUAAUCCCCCGUGACACAGUUUUGUUGUUUUCAUAAAAAAUUAAAAAUAUUUCUCUCAUUUAUUUUCCAUGCUUUAAUCAAGUGUCGUGAGUGUUUCUCUUUUUUCUAUCUAAUAUUUUAGAAGAAGAAGAAGAAAAAAAAAGAUGAGCGAUUAAAAGUGAAGUUUUUCGGUGACAAGUGUUAACGAAAAAAAAAAAAAAACUUUAAAUUCAAGUGUUUUUCUUUUUCUCUCUCUCCUCUUUUUGCAAAAAUUAAAAGUUUUUUCUUUUGUUUUUAAAGUGAAAGUUGUUAAAGUGUUUUUGAGGAUAUCAUGUAUCCUCGAAGGCAACCCUUUAAAAAGGGUUGAUGUUGUGACGAUAAUCAUUCAAAAUAGGUCCAUCAAGUCCAGACGGCGGUCCCGCUUAUCGCUCCGACAUUGAAAGAAAGUGGACUUUCAAACUUGUGAGAAUGCGGGACCGGCUAACAUGGUACAUGGUCUUUUUGAUUCUGCCGACAAUUUUACUGGCUCGCUCCCUCGAUAAAGAUCGGAGAGUACCUUAUAGUAUACCCUCGGAUUGGAGGGCACUUUGGUACAGUAAUCUCGACGAUCUACAAAGAGUCAAUGAAGCGAACGACAACAACACCAUGUCUAAUGAAACAGUACAGAUGGGCGCUACCGCCUUUUUACACUGUGAAGUUCGCAAUUUGGGAGAGAGAACUGCCUCGGAUGCUGAGGUGAGGACCAAAGACUCGAUAAAAAAUUGCCAACAGGAAACAGCUCUCCAAAAAACAAACAACUUUAUUGAUCCUAAAAUCAACUGA